Molecule: messenger RNA, 1536 nt
Organism: Pyrus x bretschneideri (Chinese white pear)
Lineage: Eukaryota; Viridiplantae; Streptophyta; Magnoliopsida; Rosales; Rosaceae
Product: salutaridinol 7-O-acetyltransferase-like
Exons: 1
Coding region: 54-1394 (446 amino acids)
Source: RefSeq, a predicted model, not a curated record
CUAGUUUGUUGUGAUUCUUGUGAAUUCUGAUCCACAAAUACUCCACGGAGAUCAUGGAGUUUGAGAUGAUCAAGAGAGAAACCCUAAAACCAUCCUCUCCAACCCCUCAAUAUCUUAGAAACUUCAAGCUUUCCCUUUUGAAUCAACUUAGUCCUGCUGCUUAUGAAUCCUUGGUCCUCUUUUACCCCAGAAAUGACAGUACAACCCCCCAAAGCUCCCUCCGGAUCCUCAAGAAAUCGCUGUCCGAAACCCUAGUUCGCUUCUACCCGCUUGCCGGAAGAAUGAAAGAUAACAUCUCCGUUGAUUGCAAUGAUUAUGGAGUUGACUAUGUUGAAGCUAAAGUCAAUGGUCUGCUCUCUACGUUCCUAUCACAACCUGAUGCUGGGACAUUGAGACAGCUCCUUCCAGUAGCGACCGAGUCCCCUGAAGCUAGCAAGGGAGCUCUGCUUCUAGUUCAGGCCAACGUUUUCGGUUGCGGUGGAUUGGCAAUUGGUAUGCGUAUGUCACAUAAGUUGGCUGAUGCAGCCUCAUUGAGCACAUUCAUUAUGUCCUGGUCAGCAACUGCUCUUGGAUUCAGUCAAGCUCUCCUUCCAGAUUUCACUGCAUCAUUUCGAUUUCCACCAAUCGAUUAUUCCUCAUCAUUCCACCAGUCCUCACCAGUAGAUGCAAAGAGAGAGAAUUGUGUCGCAAAGAGGUUUGUGUUCAAUGCAUCGAAGAUUUCUGCUCUUAGGACUAAAGCAGCCAGUACGAUCGUGGAUCAACCUACGCAGGCCGAAGCUGUCACGGCCCUCAUUUGGAGAUGUGCGGUUGCUGCGUCAAGAUCAUCAAACUCGCUGCAGCCGCCUCCUAAGCUAUCUGUGUUGUCUCAAUCCGUGGAUAUUCGCAAAAGUGUCGUGCCCCCCCUGUCAGAUGACUCCAUAGGAAACCUCAUGGGAUACUAUGCGGCACAGACAGACGAGAAUGAGUUGGAGCUGCAAGGCUUGGUAGCUCAGCUAAGGAAAGGAAUCGAAGAAUUGAGCAACAAUUACGCUAAAGGACCUGGAAAGGAUCAGGCGAUUCGCGAGUCUGUCACAGAGGUACAUAAUAACUUUGUCAAAAGAGAUGAUACUAUAAAUUUCUAUGUGGGAACAGAUUUGGGUAAUUAUAAGUUACUGUACGAGGUAAAUUUUGGGUGGGGAAAGCCAAUCUGGCUGAGUAAUGUCCCUGCUGCUUCAAGCACUAAUGUUGCCUAUUUGGUGAGCACAAGAAAGGAUGAUGGCAUAGAGGCUUGGGUGACUUUGAGUGAGGAAGACAUGGCUGCUUUUGAAAGGAAUCAGGAGCUUCUUGCUUUUGCAUUAAUGAAUCCAAGUGUAUUAUUACAACAUGAUAACUUAGCACUCAAGUCUGCUCUUUAAAAAUUUCCAGAAGUGUUGUUUGUUUUUAAGAAUACUUUCCCACAACUUUCUAAGGCUAUGUUCAUAGUUUGGAGUUAUUGUCGGAAAAUGAAUGGAAUUAUGUGGAUGGACUAUGAAUUUAAAUCAAAAUAAAUUUGGAUGA